AUGAAUGAAGCACGUCUAAAGAGGGAUAUUCAAUGCGGUCAACUGGGAUUUGAAGCAGCUCAACUUUCAGGACUGUGUCCAAGUGGUUUAUUGACAUUGGGACCUGGUAGUUUAUUGACAUUGGGGCCUGGUGGUUUAUUAACAUUGUGGGCUAGUGGUUUAUUGACAUUGGGACCUGGUGGUUUAUUGACAUUGGGGCCUGGUGGUUUAUUGCCAUUGGGGCCUGGUAGUUUAUUGACAUUGGGGCCUGGUAGUUUAUUAACAUUGUGGGCUAGUGGUUUAUUGACAUUGGGGCCUGGUAGUUUAUUGACAUUGGGGCCUGGUGGUUUAUUGACAUUGGGGCCUGGUGGUUUAUUAACAUUGGGACCUGGUAGUUUAUUGACAUUGGGACCUGGUAGUUUAUUGACAUUGGGGCCUGGUGGUUUAUUGACAUUGGGGCCUGGUAGUUUAUUAACAUUGGGACCUAGUGGUUUAUUGACAUUGGGGCCUGGUGGUUUAUUGACAUUGGGGCCUGUUGGUUUAUUAACAUUGUGGGCUGGUAGUUUAUUGACAUUGGGACCUGGUAGUUUAUUGACAUUGGGGCCUGGUGGUUUAUUGCCACUUGGGCUUUGA
Messenger RNA from Lottia gigantea (owl limpet), 612 nucleotides. RefSeq lists its product as hypothetical. The coding region runs from base 1 to 612 and encodes 203 amino acids. NCBI's taxonomy places the organism in Eukaryota, Metazoa, Mollusca, Gastropoda, Lottiidae. The transcript has 3 exons. The record is from RefSeq and is a predicted model, not a curated record.